Messenger RNA from Ceratosolen solmsi marchali, 1235 nucleotides. RefSeq names its product E3 ubiquitin-protein ligase SINAT3-like. The annotation marks the transcript as partial. Lineage: Eukaryota; Metazoa; Arthropoda; Insecta; Hymenoptera; Agaonidae. The record is from RefSeq and is a predicted model, not a curated record. The transcript has 4 exons. Gene Ontology annotation, molecular function: zinc ion binding; ubiquitin protein ligase activity. Gene Ontology annotation, cellular component: cytoplasm.
AAUGGUACGAGCAUCAACGUAUCUUCAUCCACCGUAAAUCAAAAAAGUAACAAGAUCGACGAGAAGGCAAUAAAAGUUAAGCGCUCGAUCAUCAAACAGAAGAACGAGGACGAGUGCCACGAAUUCAGCGGUCAAUGCAACUGCCGGAACUGUCGGGUCCUCGUUAACUUGACGGAGUGUGCCCUCUGCAUGGAGAUCCUCCAGAGCAACCAAAUAAAGUCUUGUCCCGUGUGCGCUAACGUCGUCUGCAUAGGCUGCGCCUCGCGGCUCACGAGCUGCGCCUUUUGCAGAUCCGAGCAGCCCGCCGAGAGGAAUCGAGCCCUCGAGAGGUUCGUCGACAGACUCUUCCUCCCUUGCAAGCAUUCCAAAUCAGGUUGCAAGGUACUUUUGGACGGCGAGAGUAGAUUCAUUCAUGAGUCGCUGUGCAACUUUUCGGCGUUGGUUUGCCCCGUCGGUCGCGGCGACUGCGAUUGGCACGGCACCAUCGCCAACGUCCAGGCGCACUUCAGAACCGUUCACAUGCUCCAGCCCCUCCAGGAUCACGGCUUCUCCGUGCAAUUCAAUAACUUCCGCAGCAAAGCCAAGGACACCGACAGCAGCAUUUAUACGGUUUGCCUCUCGUGCUACGAGCAGCUGUUCGUUAUCCGGGUGGUGUUGUGCAAGAGCCGCCUACGAUUGUUCUUCACGCGGCUCGGGUACGAGGAGGUGCAGCCCUUGACGACGCGUCCCCAACGCUACGGAGUCUCGGUGGUCAUCAGGGCGCACGCGGGCCGAAGGAUGCGGGGCCUCGUGCCCUUUGGCAAGUACGACCGCGAGAGUCGCGAGAUCACCGUUAGUUGGGACGGCCUCUUCCCCAAAAGCAGCGCGGCCUGCGCCGAGGACAUGGUGGAGAUCGAUUUGCUGGUUAAGCAGCUCGAGGAGUCCUGAGCGGCGGCCGCGAGCCACCCGCAAGUGUAAUCGCUGAGCGAAGAACGCGCGGCGAAGCUUCCGGCCUGACUCCGCGCGUUUUGGAUCCUUCGAUAUUCGAAAUCGGCGCCUGCUCGCGUUGUCGUUGCGCCCACAUGGAUGGUAGUUUUUGCUAAACGAACGAAGCCACGAUGAUAUUAUAAUAUUGUAAUUAUUAAUAGGCGAGGCGCAUCGAGGGUGAUAAUUUGGCGUUUAAUUCAUUAAAAGCGCCGAGGCGAAUUGCGAAAUUCGGCAUUCUUGCAAUUGGCGUGUCAACCUGAAAUAUAUAU